AUGCUAAACGGAAACGUAGAGAGACUGUGGAUAUUUUCAAAGAACGCCCAGAAAAUAUACCAGACGAAUGUGUUGGGAGAGACACUACACUCGAUUGACGUUGAUCCUGGAUGGCAAGUAUCAGGAAUAUGUGUAACCCGCGAAGAGGAACUUCUCGUCUGCUGCAAAGGCGAUCAGACUAUCAAGAAAUGUACGAAAAGCGGUUCCUUGAUUGAUUUGAUCAACAUGGCUCCCCUGAGACCAUUAGCGAUUUCGACUUCUUGGCUAACUGGGGAAAUACUCGUUGGGGCCAUCGACAGUUCCAUUUCUGAUGAAGACUCUUUCCGUUCAUCAACGGGACGCAGGGUUGUUUUCAAAUACACCAGUUCCGGUGAAAAGACCACUGAAAUUCAAUUCGUUUCCCUUGGAGUGCCAUUAUUUAACAUUCCUUGGAAAAUUCAAGUUGGAACAAAUGGAGACAUUGCCGUCUGCAAUAUGAAAAGUGAAAAAGAAGGAGAGUUGAUUCUUCUGGAUAAAUAUGGUCGAUUGAAGUUCCGAUAUGACAGCAAUGUUGAUGAUACCAAGACAAAAUUUUGUCCUGUUGGAAUUUGUUUUGAUGACAAAAAUAAUGUUGUUGUGAGUGAAGCCCAUUCUUAUUCCGUGCAGCUGUUAGACACUCAGGGUCAGUUUCAGGGAGUCCUCUACAGAAACAGGCGGUACCCUCCCACCGAUAUCGUGAGAUGUACAAACGGAGAUCUGAUGGUUGGUUGUUCUAGCGGCAAAGUGCAUAUCUUGAAAAGUAACUGA
Molecule: messenger RNA, 786 nt
Organism: Ostrea edulis (European flat oyster)
Lineage: Eukaryota; Metazoa; Mollusca; Bivalvia; Ostreida; Ostreidae
Exons: 1
Coding region: 1-786 (261 amino acids)
Molecular function (GO): protein binding
Source: RefSeq, a predicted model, not a curated record